UGGUGUAGGGUUUCCUGCCUGAGCAGGGGGUUGGACUUGAUGACCUCCAAGAUCCCUUCCAAUUUUAUUACUAUUAUUACAUUCAAAGCCCAGGCUUAUGCAGAAUCGCAUUGUUCGUUCUACAGCAUUGAAACAUUUUUUUUUCCUUUUUUGUAUGAUCUCUCUUUCAUUCAGACACUUUCAUUAUUUCUUGUGGAGAAAUUCUAGAAAGAAAGAAAUCCAGUUGCCUCUUUACAGAAAAAAAAAAAAUCAGACCAAAUGCUCAAUAAAUAGAAGAGCUGUUCCCUGCUUUCCAAUUCCUGCUUUUUUAGCUCACCACUCAUUCAAGGAGGGCAGCCCUUCCAUUUUCAUCAUGUCCCUAACUCGCCUUUGCACAGCUCCAGGCUACCACCCAGGACUCUGGUUAUGCUAACGGCUUGAUUCUGCCACUUUCCAGGAGUUGCACAAGCCUGGUAUUGAAUUGCUGAGCCUUUCAGGGUCUUAAGACACAAACCAAGCCUCCUGUCAACAGAUGUUCUUCUUUACCCUGCUCUUCAAGGCCAAGAUCUAACUUUGUCUUUAGUUUCUGAGCAAUUUUGGAAAUCAUGCUGCUAUGGUUAGAUAAUAUCCGGCCUUUCCUCCACCAUAAGGGAAAUCUGCCUUCACAAUAAUUUACUUAAUGCUCCCCCCACUCCAUUCCAUUCCACUCCAGUCUAUCAAGCAGGCCAGCCUUGUGGCUAGCCUGUUGUUCUAGCUUGCUGGAUAGCAGACAGCCCUGAUGGUUGUCCCUUCUGUCAACAUCCUUGCUGGCAUCCUGGGAAAAUGUCUUGGUGCCAGGCAGGCCCACCUCCCUGGCGAUGAAGAGAUUAAGGGUUGCUGCUUUCCUUUUUAAAGCGUCUGGCCCCAUCGCCUUCAUUUCAUUCUGCGGCAGAGGGAGGCUUCUACAGAGUCUUUGCUUACCCACCCUCAGCGGAGAUGGAGUGGGCUCCAAAGCUGUUGCUUUUCUGCGCUCUCUGCCUCUCCUUGGCCCUGGAGGCUGCCCCUGAAUCGAAAGAGCAAAGCCGAGGAAUAAAAGGAAGAAGGAGAGGCUCAGCCAAAGUCAGGGAACAACAUCUGCGGGCACAGGAAUCCUCACCUGACCCUGUGCUGAGGGUAAAUCUGGGGGCCCUCACCGAGUACACCUUCGUGGAGGAUUAUGAGCGGAGCAUUCAGGAGAUGGUUAACCAGCUGCAAAAUAGCUCUGAGCUGCUGGACAGUAAAUGCCAGGUCAAUCUGAGACUCUGGAUGUCGAACAAGAGGAGUUUGUCUCCAUGGGCCUAUAGGAUAAACCAUGAUGCAUCCCGGCUUCCAGCUGACAUCCCAGAGGCACAUUGUCUGUGCGCAGGUUGCAUCAAUCCCUUCACCAUGCAGGAGGACCGCACCAUGGUCAGCAUUCCAAUCUAUAGCAAAAUCCCAGUGCGACGGAUGCUGUGUGAGCCAAGUAAGUCUCACAGGAAGAAGAAAAGGUGCCACAGAGAGUAUAAGAUGGUUAUGGAGACCAUUGCGGUGGGAUGCACUUGCAUCUUCUGAGGACUCAGGAGGAAGGGACUUCCUGUUCUUAUGGAUGAAGUACUAUAUCUUUGCUCUUCUAAACUGCUCUGUCCUUUUGACAAAUGAGGAAACACCAAUGUAUUUUAGAUACUUGCUCAGCUCCCAUCUCUGUAUUACCUUCAAGAAGGCUGGCAAUGUAUAUCCAGCAGGCAAAUUACUUAUUAUGUGCCUCAGUAAUGCUUUAAGUCAGGCUACUUCCUCACUUAAAGAGCACUUGUUAUGAUGCUAUAACCACAGUUCCCACUUUCACUUUUUUUCUUAUCUGGCAUCCUUGUUUGCUUAGGAAUGUAGAGAAAAAGCAGAAGAAAGAUUAUUGGUUAAAAUGUCUAUCUAUUUUCAGGCCUUCAGACUGUUUGGUGAGAAUUUAGUUAUAAAGUUGAGUUUGGGCCAAACCUUUAGAGAUGAAUCAAUAUCUUGACCAGUUAUGUCACUGUUUGUAGGUAUGUUCAAGUCAGUCUUAAUUCCUCCUGGCAACUACCUGGACCAUUCCAUGCAGUUUUUCUUGGCAAGAUUUUCCUAAGUGGCUUGCCAUUACAUUAUUCCUAGCAUGACUGACUCAAAGUCAUCCAGUUGGCUUCAUACAUUCAGAAAACACCUUUCAGAGCAUCCUUUUUAGACAGUACUGGGACCCUGAGUAUAGAACAAUUUGGCAGAACUAACUAGCUGGCUUCACACUUUGUAGAUAAGAGUUCACGUCUGAUUACCAAACCAUACUUGAUUGGAUCUACACAAAACAUAAGCCCCACCUCACUGUGGUUAGCACAAUGAGAACUUACUUCUCAACAGUUUAACAGUGCUCCAUUGCCUCUCAGAUCACAGCAGAGAAUGAGUCUAAGAGGCUCUUUAAAUCAAGAUUGGCAGGCUACUAUUCACCUUAUGAUGGCGAACCUUUUAGAGACUGAUGGCGAACCUUUUAGAGACUGAGUGCCCAAACUGCAACCCAAAACCCACUUAUGCAUCGAGUGCUGGGUGGGUGUGGCCAUUG
Crotalus tigris (Tiger rattlesnake) is the source of this 2554-nucleotide messenger RNA. RefSeq names its product interleukin 17B (gene IL17B). Gene Ontology annotation, molecular function: cytokine activity. NCBI's taxonomy places the organism in Eukaryota, Metazoa, Chordata, Lepidosauria, Squamata, Viperidae. The coding region runs from base 955 to 1548 and encodes 197 amino acids. Gene Ontology annotation, cellular component: extracellular region. Gene Ontology annotation, biological process: inflammatory response. The transcript is spliced from 3 exons. The record is from RefSeq and is a predicted model, not a curated record.